Messenger RNA from Cutaneotrichosporon cavernicola, 1545 nucleotides. RefSeq lists its product as uncharacterized. The transcript is spliced from 3 exons. Lineage: Eukaryota; Fungi; Basidiomycota; Tremellomycetes; Trichosporonales; Trichosporonaceae. The record is from RefSeq and is a predicted model, not a curated record. The coding region runs from base 1 to 1545 and encodes 514 amino acids.
AUGACGCGCCUCCCGACUGUCCAGGUGGACGAGCCGCCCUCGCCUGCUCUGUCUGCUGCGCCCGCCGAGGAGGAGGACCACGACGACGACCUCUCCAUCAACUCGUCUGAUCUGGACGACGAGGGGUGGCUCAAUGUCGACAACACUGAUGCCGCCAGCGCCGCCACCUCCAGCGCCUCGGUCCUCGGAUCGAGCGUCAUCUCGGACCUGGCUAACUCGACCCGCGAGCCAAGCGAGGCGAGCGACAGCGAGGUCGAGGUCGAGGAUGACGCCGUGGUCGAGUUCAAUCCAAAGAUUGAGCAAAGCCUCAAUGAGUCGUUGUAUGCAGAUACCGAGACUCCAGCGGCCUUGAACAUGUACGAGUUCAAGAAUUCGUGGAUCUUCCCUGACCCGACGAGCUCGAAUGCCAGUUUGGCCACCACCGGCACCGUCACGGACAACACGCCGAUGCACAGCUUGCCGAACAUCCGCGCUGUCCCCCAUCGCUCCGUUGAGUCCUUGAUCGAAGAGGACGGCUCCGAGGGUCCAGCUCCUGUGGCCAAUGCACCUGUCGCCCUCACCAUGCCGGCGCCGGACUCGAAGAAGAAGACUGCACCUGGGAAUCCUUUUCUUGCUUACUCUCCCGGUGCUGGGGGAAACCGAUGGGCUAUCCUUCCGAUCUUGAUCGGACUGUUGCUCAUGUUGAUGCAGCUCGGCCCAUCGCCACUCCAACUUGCGCCAAUCAUGUCUCACAAGUGGGGAUCUUACUCCGGUCCGGCAACCCCUCCCGGCCCUCCCCCUGCUCAGAGCAACUGGGAGCUGGGUACUGCAGACCUCCAGGUCGUUAAGGAUACGCUCGCUGCUCUCACUACCUCGAAUGAACUAGUUCCCAAGGGCGUCCCCACUGAGGCGUCCACGACGCCCUCCGAGUACCUGUAUGUGUGGAACAAGCUUCGCAAAGGCGGCAAGACGUCGACCGAUCUCAUUGAGACAACUACUACCAACUCGCUCGUCGCUGUGCCGCAGAUCCGACGCAGGGCGUGCCAGUGCCCACCCAAGCAGUGCAAAUGCCCUCCGGCUGCGUCGAUCCUCGACCACCUCCACGACGGCAUCGUCGCACUCGACACGUAUGCUCGUUGGAUGUCUGACAUAGUCGCUGGCCUCGUGUACCACGCUGGACAGUGGGUCCGCAACGAAGUGGAACUCGAGCUCAACUACCAUGGCCAGCUUCUCAACGAUUUUGUCAAGUCGCCCACUGUUCGCGUCAUCGUCGAGAGCGCGAUGGACUCGCCGAAGACAGUGGCACGGUUAUACCAGAAUGCCCGCGACCGUGUGUGUGCGAACGGGCGCUGCGAGAGGGCCACCGACGCAGCGCAUCAGGCCCAGGCACGCGGUUGGCGUAGUAUUCUCCAAGCACGCCGCGGCCUCGACGUUGCGUUAACGCACGGGCAGCGUGCCGUUGACACUGCCAUGACGGCGAGCAACGAGUUACUCAAUGGGGCCGUGGCCGGAGCUCGUACCGCAGGCGAGCGCUACGCUGAGAAGAAGGCCGAGAAGAAGUCGUAG